GCGGUCCCGCCUUCCCCUCGUCAGCUCCUCCUCCUCUUUUCCCCGCCCUGUCCGGUUCCCUCUUUUGGUGGCGUGACCUAUUGGGGAGUCACAUGACCCGCGCGUCCAAGAUGGCGUCCUCCCUGCGGCCCGGAGAGCCCCUACGCCGCCUCCUGUCGGGCUCGGAGCUGCCGGAGGAGCUACGGGGCGAGCUGGAGGCGGCCCUGGCCGAGAGCGACCCUCGGCUGCCCUUCGCGCUCGUCCGGAGGCUCCACCGCGCCCUGCGAGAGGCCGGUUCUGAAAUGUACCUUCAUGAACUACUGGAAGGCAGUGAAAUCUUCCUUCCGGAAGUGAAAAAACCUCCCAGGAAUCCAGAAUUAGUGGCCAGGCUGGAAAAGAUCAAGGCUAGACUAGCCAACGAAGAGUACAAGCAGAUAACGAGAAACAUCACCUGCCAGGAACUGAACCGAUAUGGGACUUUGGCUGAUCUUGGAAGACAAGUCAGGUCCACCAAAGCCCUCCUGGUCAACAUAAUCAACUUUAUCAUCACCGUAGGAGCCACUUUCGUCUGUACGUAUUUGGGCAGCCAGUAUGUCUUCACAGAAAUGGCGGCGCGCAUCUUGUCUGCUGUCAUCGUGGCCUCGGUGGUGGGUUUGGCAGAGCUGUACGUGAUGGUGCGGGCCCUGGAAGGGGACCUGGGGGAGCCCUAGCCGAGGAGGCUUCCCCCGCUUGGGGUUGCAGAAGUCUUUCUCCACCUGUUUUGUUUUCCCCUCCCACUUGCCCCUCCGGAAAGUGGGAUCUGCACCCAGGGACCACCACACACCCCGACUUCCAAGAAGAGCCGUCAAGGAAAAAGGGAGCUCCUUCUACCCUGCAGCCAUCGGUUAUGGUGGACAAACAAACCUCUCUCCUCCUCUAAGACUGUUCUGCAGAAGGCAUGGCGUGGCCUCAGAUGUUUCAGAAAAGAAGCACCCCUUCCCUUCCCUUCCUUUCGACUCCCACGGAUCCUGUCUUGUCUUCUUUUUCUUCCUGACUUUGUCUCCACAUGGAUUUCCCUGCAGCCGUGGAAGCUGAAAAAGGACAGAUAUGUGGACAAAAAGCGCAUCUCCCUUUCCGACACGAUGUUUUUAGGUCACUCCUUGCUCCCUCUAGGGUGGGCUGGGCAUUUUCAUCACCCGGCUGUGCCUGGAGCCUCUUUUUGGCGUCCCCAAGAAACAACCUUCAUCUUGAAGGGUCUCACUUGCACGGUCAAGAGCCUGCAGUUUACCUAUGGUGCAGAAUCCUGCCCACCCCCACCAGCUGUAAAAACCUGCUUCUUCUGGUUUUCUGAAUCAUUCAGCUGUGCCAGCCGGCUUGUCUCCUCCUCGUUGGAUUGCAGGUAGAAAAACCGCUUCCCUACUAUGUGCAGUAAGCGGUCCGAUCCUGACAGGGGAAUAUUCUCCCUCCCUGCCCCCCCCCCAGAUGUAAGGAGCACCGGUAGGUCAUCAUCCCCACUACCACAUGUUGGGAACACCCUCAAAACAGAAAUUGGGGCAGGGGGACGACAGAAAGGGGAAACGUGCGUUUGUGAAACGACCACAUGGCGAGCUUGUUUGGAGGGCUCAGAUGUCAGGAAACAAAAUAAUGGCAUAGCCCACAUUAGCCCUUCCACCCUCCAUGUAUUUUCUCUGAAGUAAAUCCAAUUAAUUCAA
Messenger RNA from Pogona vitticeps (central bearded dragon), 1670 nucleotides. RefSeq names its product vacuolar ATPase assembly factor VMA12 (gene VMA12). The record is from RefSeq and is a predicted model, not a curated record. Gene Ontology annotation, biological process: vacuolar proton-transporting V-type ATPase complex assembly. NCBI's taxonomy places the organism in Eukaryota, Metazoa, Chordata, Lepidosauria, Squamata, Agamidae. Gene Ontology annotation, cellular component: endomembrane system.